Leguminivora glycinivorella is the source of this 3112-nucleotide messenger RNA. RefSeq names its product ceramide phosphoethanolamine synthase (gene Cpes). Gene Ontology annotation, molecular function: phosphotransferase activity, for other substituted phosphate groups. Bases 256 to 1374 code for a protein of 372 amino acids. The record is from RefSeq and is a predicted model, not a curated record. Gene Ontology annotation, biological process: phospholipid biosynthetic process. The transcript has a single exon. Gene Ontology annotation, cellular component: membrane. Lineage: Eukaryota; Metazoa; Arthropoda; Insecta; Lepidoptera; Tortricidae.
UCGUAAUGUCGAUUUAAAAAACAAAGUAAUGUGAAACGCGUCGCGAACGUCUGUGUUGCGUUGAAACAAUGUGCGCUUGAUAAACAAAGAUCGCGUUCUGGAAGAAAUGUGCAGUGAUGUAAACAAAUGCGGAAAUCGAUAUUUUCUAUAAGUUUUAGAAUUUUAACUUCAGAUGUUUUGGUUUUAUGAAAUAGCUGACCUGAUUAACGCCAACGCGCGGUGUUAUAGAGAAGUAUUAUAAAACUGUCAUUGAAAAUGAUGUGGCCGUCUUCGACAGCCAGCAAAGUGCUCACUUUGCUGCUUCUAGUGACUUUUAUUUACUGCAUUUAUAUGGACACAUUCCUGUUUCUACGCAUACAAAAUUAUAGGCUAGAUAUUUUUGGAAAUGCACGGGAGAACAGCAGUGAGAGCUCAACGUUUAAGUCGAUAUUGAAGGACGCCAAUUAUGAGGAUGUUCUAUGGGUUCCAUGCAGUAUAAAUCCAUUAUGUCACCCAACGGUCAAGGCGUUGAUGAUAGAUCAUAUAAACCACUACAUCUACGGGCCUUUUUGCUCAAUAGUCGACAUAGCGCUCGGGAUUUCGAAACGAUGGCUGUUCCUGACUCCGAACAUGAUUUCUUUUUUCCAUGUUUUCGUGGCUUUGGUCGGAGCGAAGCUUCUCACCUGCCAGAGUUUAGCUGCGCGGCGAUUCGCAGUUGUUUUAUUCCAAAUUCGAAUGUUUUUAGACGACCUUGACGGUCACGUAGCUAGAGAAAGAAAGAAUAUCAAAGGAGAGAGAACUGAGGUUGGGACUGCCGGUUUUUGGAUCGACGGAAUCUGUGAUUUAUUAGGAGUUAUCGCUAUGAUGGUCGGUAUAUUGAUAUUCCUUAAAACUAACCCACCUAGAAGAGGUUACAGAGACACUCCUGUAAGCACAUUACCGUACCACCAGUUGAAAGAAAUAAACACAAGCGAAGAUUUAGAAAAAGAUCACACAGCGGAAAUCGGGAUUUCGUACAAAACAAAAGUGACUUUCCAAAGGAUAAUUCAAGUCAUAGGUCUGUUUUCCGGUCAGAUGCUGCUUUCUUCACUAGCUUGGAAUCGAUACAUAGACAUAUACCAAGAAUUAUUAGAGAAUAACGCUGAAUACGAUUUGGUGCGACGUGAAACCAUGUUCACAUCCGGUCUGUUCUUUUUCGCGACAACUUUGUGGCGGAUUGUGAAUCCCCAUAGCUAUCUUCACCUUCUAUCCUUAGCUGUUUUCUGUGAUAAAACCUGGGCUUUCCUUAAAGUGGUACAUUACAGUGGUUACAUGUGUCUGGUGAUCGCUGUGGGUACGUCGGAAUACUUGGUGGAUACCAUACAGUCUUUCGUGCUCAAUGGAGAUGGGUUAUGAAUGUUAUGAUUAUAAUAGUGUUUAAGUUUAACGUGAUUGCCAAAUAGUUAAGUUUAGAUAGAUUUAUCCUCUGAAUAUAUUUAGUUUUUGUUUAGAUAAAGGAUACAGAUGUGGUUGUCAAAAAUAUGCUACCGAUUGUUACUAAUAAUAUUUAUGAAUGAAACUUAGAAUGAAGUGUUCAUGAUUUAUUUGGGAAAAACUCUUUUUCCCACUUUAUAUCAGCACGUUGCCAUGUAAUUUCUGACAACAAACAUAAGGUACCAACAGACAGUUUCGUAUGAAACACGUUUGCCUAUCAUGUCUUGAACGAAAAAAUUUUUCCGAAAAAUUUUUCUAUAAAGUUUAAGAAAUUUCCUUAAUGACGCUUUCAAAACAUGCGGUAACAAACAUGUGAUCUGAGGCUUUCUAAUAAGAAUAUUUACUGGCCAAUGUGUGUAUACAGUUUUGUUUUUUAAUUAUAAAUUGGUUUACUCUUGGCCACAGACUAGCCAAAGGCAAAGACGUGGCCUACGAUGGAGUGAGCUCGCCCAGAAGAUACCUGUUCACUCUUGAUUUGAAGGUUGCCGGGUUAUAUGAGCUCACACACAUACACAGUAUACAUAUUGUUAUUUUUCGGUUUUGAGAAUUCCCAGGGGUUAAUUUCGAAACACCGAUUUUGGGUAUUAUUUUUAUUUAAUCAUCAAUAAAAUUUCCAAUAUUAUGACUGCAAUAGUAAUUUUUGAUUAUAUAAAGGUGUAGCAAUAACACUGUUUGGUUUAUACGAGCCAUAGUUUGCUUAUUCUUGUUACCACAUUGUUUUAUCAAUAAGAAUUUCUUCUAAAGCAGUGAGAGAAAGAAACGAGAAUAAAGUCUAGAGUAGGAAGUAUCCUUAAAUUAGUAAAUUUAAGGACACUGCCUUCAAAACUUCUAGAAAAAACUCAAGAGCGUAGGCGUAGGCCCAUCUGAAAAGCCGGUACGCACCUCCUACCCUUCUGGUGUUUCGGGUUUUGAAUUGUUCAUGGGCGGCAGUAAUCGCUUACCAUCAGGCGACCUGUCUUCUCCUUAGCUUCUUAUCGCUUAAAAAAACUAGCAUAUUUAUUUAUUUAAACCGUAACCGGUUAUGAAAUUUGAUCGGUUUUUGCAUUCCCUUUAUAGGAGCUAUAUAACAGGUGUGUCCCUUUCUCUCGGCCUAAAUUGAACGGCUUCAGUAGUUGGUAACCUACAGGUAUUUGUUAGCACCUUAGUAAUAUUUCAACUUCCUAAGCCUACAAUGGUUCCGUUUGACCAACUUACCAACAAUGAUAAUUCAGAUACCGUGACUGGCCUGGCCUUAAGAUUGUCACGUUGGGUGCCUGUUUUUGUCUACCCUUGACCGAUUGACGCUGUCAUUAUAGAACCAUAGAUCAAUUUACACUCUAUUCAGGCUUGUUUACAAGUUCCUAAAACGAUGUUAACACAAACUAAAAAUGCGGCUCUUUAGAAUGUGCUUAGACUGCUGGCGGCACUAAAAACUACUUAAACUGUGUCAGAAGGAUCAGAAAUUCCCGGUUCUCACUAUAUUUAUAAUCGGCAUCUACACAUCUGCAUGUGUUUUAAAAAUACGUGUUCGGCCAGUUCCAUAUUUGUAUUUUUGUCUUAUUUCUGUUGUCGAUCUUCUUCUACUCCAAAAAUCCAGCUAUCCAGCAAAAAUCGGGUCCUUUGCUACCUAUGUACAAACCUAAAUGACAAAAUACAGUACUUGGUGCAUUAUCUAGCUGUG